Triticum urartu is the source of this 1925-nucleotide messenger RNA. The record is from RefSeq and is a predicted model, not a curated record. Lineage: Eukaryota; Viridiplantae; Streptophyta; Magnoliopsida; Poales; Poaceae.
GCGUACCCUGGCCUCGCCGUUCCGCCGCCGGGCGGGGCGCUUCAGCGGCCGCCGCGCCCCGGCGCCGUGGUGGCACUCCACCUGAUCUGCGGCUGCUCGUCCGGCCCCUGGAACUACCUUCUCAGCUACGUUGGCGCCGACGGCGACACUGUGGAAUCGCUGUCGAGUAGGUUUGGGGCAAGCAUGGACGCCAUUGAGGCCGCCAACGGCAUGCCCGGACCCGACCCCAUCAGCACGGGGAAGGUGUACUACAUCCCACUCAACUCGGUUCCUGGCCAGCCUUAUGCUGCAAUGUCUUCUGCCCUCGUUCCUGCACCAGCACCCAUUCAAAAUACUUUGCCAGAAAUAUCAGAUCAUCAUUCAGCAAAAUUCCCUUAUGGAUGGGUUAUUGGGGGCAUGGGAGUUGCACUUGCUUUGAUUGCUAUUGCUCUCCUUGCACUUCUGAUGUGCAAAUCCUUCCACUACAAUCACCAAGGUUCAAAUAACCAGAGAAAGAGUCCAAACCAGCCUAUGCCUCAUAAUUUUCAACUACUUAAGAGUGGUAGUUUUUGUUAUGGUUCUGGAAGAUAUUUCUGCUGCCAAUUUGGCAAUGAGAAGCAAUCAAGAAAGGGUGGCGGGGAUCAUCAUAUCAAUGUUCCAAAAGGUAUGGUAGUAGACGUGUUUGAUAGGGAAAAGCCUAUUGUGUUUACAUAUGAAGAAAUACUUGCAUCGACCGAUCUUUUUUCUGAUGCAAAUCUGCUGGGACAUGGUACAUAUGGCUCUGUCUACUAUGGGGUUCUUCGAGAUCAGGAGGUCGCGAUAAAGAGAAUGACAUCAACUAAUACUAAAGAAUUCAUAGUAGAGAUGAAAGUUCUUUGUAAGGUUCAUCAUGCUAGUCUGGUAGAGUUGAUUGGCUAUGCAGCAAGUAAGGACGAGCUGUUCCUGGUUUAUGAAUACUCUCAAAAAGGUUCACUCAAAAACCAUCUUCAUGAUCCUCAAAGCAAAGGUUACACACCACUUUCUUGGAUUUAUAGGGUCCAAAUUGCUCUUGAUGCUGCUAGAGGACUGGAGUACAUUCAUGAGCAUACAAAAGAUCAUUAUGUUCAUAGGGACAUCAAAUCAAGUAACAUCUUGCUUGAUGGUUCUUUCAGAGCGAAGAUUUCAGAUUUCGGUCUUGCAAAACUGGGAGUAAGGUCCAAUGAUGCAGAGGCUUCUGUUACCAAAGUUGUGGGUACUUUUGGUUAUUUGGCCCCAGAAUACCUGCGGGACGGCCUGGCAACUGCGAAAUGCGAUGUUUAUGCUUUCGGGGUCGUACUUUUUGAGUUGAUAUCUGGAAAGGAGGCGAUUACAAAGGCCGGCGCAGUUGGUGCAAGUUCAAACUCUGAAAGGCGUUCCUUGGCAUCAGUUAUGUUGACUGCACUAAGGAAUUGCCACGAUCCAACGUGUGUGGGGAGCUUGAAAGACUGUAUUGACCCUAAUCUGAUGGAUCUGUAUCCUCAUGACUGCAUAUACCAGAUGGCUAUGCUCGCGAAACAAUGCGCCGAUGAAGAUCCUGUUCUACGGCCGGACAUGAAGCAGGCAGUGAUCACCCUGUCGCAGAUACUGCUUUCGUCCAUCGAGUGGGAGGCGACGCUGGGUGGGAACAGCCAGGUGUUCAGUGGUCUUGUUGCCGGGAGGUGAUGACCCAUCCUGCAAAGUUGGCUUUGCUUGCUUGCUGCUCCGUGCUCUUCGUGUGUUCUCCUUCCUAUGAUCUGCUAGAGGGUAUUCUCCCAUGCAUAUUGUUGUCCUAAAUAUCACUGGCCCCCUGUCCAGUCGAGCAAGCUGAGAGUAUCGAGCACAGUGAGAUAGAUAUUUCGUGGUUGGUCGUACAGAAUGUAACUAUGCAUGUAUACCUGAGCGCUUCUUCCGGUGUUACUUGGCUUGCUGUGCUGAAUCGCUCCUGCUUA